AUGUGCGACUCACCCGCCGAAGAACAGAUGAGCAUACAACAACUGGAAUUCCUGCAAGAAGACGAGCCCAUCACUAAUGGCAAGUCAAAGGCCAAGACUAAUGGCGUCAAACAUGUACUCGUCAACGGUAAAAGCCGAAAGCAGGCUGAGAAUGGCGUUGCUGAUGGCAAGGACGCUAAAGAGAACGACAAGAAGGACGAGGAGCCCUGCGAGCCGGGAAUGAAGAGCGGUCUCAAGCAUCUUUACUCCGGCAAGGAAGACAAGAAAGGUCGCUUCCAGUGGCAGGAGGAAAUUCCAGAAGACAUUGGCGAUCCCGUCGAAAACGAUGAGACUGCCAAGUGGGCGCUGCUUGUGCGAAACGUCAAAGUCUAUGGAGACCCCCGACGAGUCUUGUCCAUCCACUCCGUCGUAGUCCAGAGCCCACUACUCAAGAAGCUACUUGCUGGUGUACUCAAGAACUACCCGGGUGUCACAGUGGGUCUCAAUCGUCUCGAGUUCCAGGGCAAGUUCGAGCCACUCAUCCAUCGAUGGGCUGAGCUGCAGGACGCUAUCGCAAAGCUUGGCGAUGACACGGAAGAUAAGCGUACAACCAAAGCACACGCUGAGUUGCUCCAAGAAAUCCUUACUAAAGAGUUCAAAACCAUGAUCGACACUUCUCAGGAUAUGAAGAGCAAGAAGGUCAUGACUUACGAGCACUUGUGGACUUUAUUCCAGCCAGGUGCGACAGUCUUUGCUCGGCAGGACGGACAAGAAACCGCCAUGACACUUGUCGAGACGAAGUAUGGAGUAGACUGUAAUGGCGUGCCAUGUUUCUGGCUGACAUGCAAAUACGUCGAUUGGGAUGGAGCCAAGUUCGGUUCCAACAAGAUCAAUCUCUCCAUUUCCGUCUAUACCGGUACACGCGCCAUCACAUCUUUGCGUGUUUACCCCAUCGAGUUCCAUCCAGAGGGUGAAGCCAUCCGCGCUCGGCUCAUCGAACGUGGUGCUAAGGCUGAAACCCUCGCUGGUCCAAACUAUCGGGCAUACCAGGGUGUCGCGUGGAGGCAGGGUCAAUUCGGAAACAAGGACAAGUACAAUGUCAAAGGUCGUAUUGUCAUCGACACAUACGGCUGGAACCGCUUCAAUCCCGCCCAAGCGAUCUACGUCACGCCACUAAACCAGAAGGAUCCCACCCCGCCACCACCUCCAGGCCAGUACGAUGAGGGCGAAGAGGAAGAGUGCCAGGAGUUUGAAGACGAAGAUGAUAGCGGUAUGCCAAUCGAUGGCGCGUUUGCGGAUGAAGACGACGCAGCCAAACAUCCGCCAUUGACUACCGAGCAAAAGCUCAUCUGCUCACCUCUGCUCCGUGGUUACAGCUUGAAGAACAAGCUCUGGCUAAACUUCUUCGUCAACUGCGUCAAGGACAUCGAGUGGCAAACUGACGCUUUCGACCGCCUAGUGCUCCCCAAGAACCAGAAAGAGCUGAUCCUAGGCUUCACAGAAUCCCAACGCAAAUUCCGUGACACCUUUGACGACGUAAUCGAAGGAAAAGGGAAAGGCAUGAUUAUCUUGCUCUGCGGUCCCCCAGGCGUCGGCAAGACCCUCACCUCUGAGUCCGUAGCCGAAGAAAUGAAGGUUCCCCUCUACAUGAUGAGCGCCGGCGACCUCGGUUUCGACCCCCGCAAAGUGGAGGGCAAGCUCCAAGACAUUCUCGAAAUGUGCAGCCGCUGGAAUGCCGUUCUCCUUCUCGACGAAGCCGACGUCUUCCUCGAGCAACGUUCUUUGCACGAACUCGAGCGCAACAAACUCGUUUCCAUCUUCCUGCGCGUACUGGAAUACUACGAAGGUACCAUGUUUCUCACAACCAACCGUGUUCAAACUUUCGAUCCAGCAUUCCAAUCCCGCAUCCACAUCUCGCUCGACUACCCCGGUCUCACCAUCGACUCGCGCAAGACGGUAUGGAAGAACUUUUUGGAUUCGAGUUCGCAGGAACAUACUAUUGAUAAGGCGCAGCUUGUGGAGUUGGCGAGGAUGGACUUGAAUGGACGCCAGAUUAAGAAUAUUCUCAAGAUUGCUAGGUUGUUGGCGAGUAGGAAGGAGGAGAAGUUGAGCCGGGAGCACAUCACGGUCACAAUGGAUGUUACGCAGCACUUGCAUAACGAGACGCAGGCUAGUGAGCGGACGAAGGGGACCUUGUAUGGUUAA
Alternaria alternata is the source of this 2184-nucleotide messenger RNA. Its product is annotated as P-loop containing nucleoside triphosphate hydrolase protein. Lineage: Eukaryota; Fungi; Ascomycota; Dothideomycetes; Pleosporales; Pleosporaceae. The transcript has 2 exons. The record is from RefSeq and is a predicted model, not a curated record. Gene Ontology annotation, molecular function: ATP binding; ATP hydrolysis activity. Bases 1 to 2184 code for a protein of 727 amino acids.